GACUCUCCGCCACCCCUCUCCCAGACCCCCUUCUGUCUGUCUGGCUCACCCCAAUAACACUCUCCUUCAGACAAGACAGGCGGUUUGGGGGGCAGCUCGGAAACAUGUCACAGACUCGAAGGAGCACAUACAGCCGGACCACCAGCAGCGGCAGCAGCAGGAUGAGCUCGGACGGGGGUGGGCGGCCCGUCAAAGUGGGCUCCCUGGUGGAGGUGAUCGGGAAGGGUCAGCGCGGCACGGUGGCCUACAUCGGCAACACGCUCUUUGCCUCCGGAAAAUGGGUGGGCGUCAUCCUGGACGAGGCCAAGGGCAAGAACGACGGCACCGUGCAGGGCAAGCGCUACUUCACCUGCGAGGAGAAUCGCGGGAUAUUUGUGAGGCAGUCGCAGAUCCAGCUGGUUGAUGAUGGGGCGGACACAACGUCUCCAGAGACACCUGAGCCCGGCACUGGCAAGGUCCCAAAACGUGAGAUCCUGGAGACGCCCAAGUCCACUAAACUGCGAGGAGUGAAGCCCAAAAAGGUGGUGCAUGUUUCUCUAACCUCGACUCCUGCACCCCGGAAGACCACGGCCAGAAGGCCCAAGCAGCCCAGCCGACCUGGAGGCCCCGGCGGGAAGGGGGCUGCGUCCGGCUCGGCCUCGGCCUCUGCCGGAGAGAUGAGCAGCAGCGAGCCCAGCACGCCGGCCCAGACCCCUCUGGCCGCUCCGAUCAUCCCCACCCUCCACUCCCCUGGAAACCCUCCGGCCCCCGUCCCCAGCAAGGAGGAGGAGGCGCUUCGUGGUCAGGUGAAGGACCUGGAGGAGAAGCUGGAGACGCUGAAGAUGAAGCGAACGGAGGACAAGGCAAAGCUGAAGGAGCUGGAGAAGCACAAGAUCCAGCUGGAGCAGCUGCAGGAGUGGAAGACCAAGAUGCAGGAGCAGCAGGCCGAGCUGCAGAAGCAACUCAAAGAGGCCAAGAGGGAGGCUAAAGAAGCCCUGGAGGCGAAGGAGCAUUACAUGGAGGAGAUGUCGGACACAGCGGAUGCGAUCGAGAUGGCCACGCUGGAUAAGGAGAUGGCCGAGGAGAGGGCCGAGUCUCUGCAGCUGGAGGUCGACUCACUCAAGGAGAAAGUGGAUGAGCUCACGAUGGACUUGGAGAUCCUCAAGCACGAGAUUGAGGAGAAAGGUUCGGAUGGCGCUGCCUCCAGUUAUCAUGUGAAACAGCUGGAAGAGCAGAACGGCAGACUGAAGGAAGCACUGGUCAGGAUGCGCGACCUGUCGGCAUCUGAGAAGCAGGAACACGUGAAGUUGCAGAAGCAGAUGGAGAAGAAGAACGUGGAGCUGGACACUCUGAGGAGCCAGAAAGAAAAACUGCAGGAAGAGAUGACGGCUGCAGAAAAGACCAUCGACGAGCUGAAAGAACAGGUGGAUGCGGCCUUGGGAGCGGAGGAGAUGGUGGAGAUGCUGACGGAGAGAAACCUGGACCUGGAGGAGAAAGUCCGGGAGCUGAGAGAGACGGUCUCUGACCUGGAAGCUAUAAAUGAGAUGAACGACGAGCUGCAGGAGAACGCCAGAGAGACGGAGUUGGAGCUGAGGGAGCUGUUGGAUCUGGGCGCUGCGAAAGGCCGAGAGGCCGAGAAACGCGUUGAAGCUGCUCAGGAGACUGUAGCUGAUUACCAGCAGACCAUCCAGAAAUACCGCGAGCUCACAGCUCACCUGCAGGAGGUAAACAAAGAGCUGACCAGCCAGCAGGAAGCCUCAGCAGAGCUGCAGCAGCAGCCGCCAGCGGAGAUGUUCGAUUUCAAGAUUAAGUUUGCAGAGACGAAGGCCUACGCCAAGGCCAUUGAGAUGGAGCUGAGGAAGAUGGAGGUGGGCCAAGCCAACAGACACGUUUCUCUUCUGACCUCCUUCAUGCCCGAGUCCUUCCUUCGUCACGGCGGAGACCACGACUGCAUCCUGGUGCUGCUGCUCAUCCCCAGGCUCAUCUGCAAGGCCGAGCUGAUCAGCAAACAGGCCCAGGAGAAGUUUGACCUGAAUGAGAACUGUGUGGAGCGAGCGGGGCUGAAGGGAGCCGUCGGGGAGCAGCUGAGCUUCGCUGGCGGUUUGGUGUACUCGCUCAAUCUGCUGCAGGCCACGCUACACAAAUACGAGCAGGCUCUGGGUCAGUGCAGUGUUGAUGUCUAUAAGAAGAUCGGCUCUCUGUACCCGGAGAUGAGCGUCCAUGAACGUUCUCUGGAUUUCCUCAUCGACCUGCUGCACAAAGACCAGCUGGACGAGACGGUCAACGUGGAGCCGCUCACCAAGGCCAUUAAAUACUAUCAGCACCUGUACAGUAUCCACCUGCCAGACCAUAAUGAGGACUGCACCAUGCAGCUGGCUGAUCACAUCAGAUUUACCCAGAGUGCCUUGGACUGCAUGGCGGUGGAGGUCGGUCGUCUGCGGGCGUUCCUGCACGCGGGUCAGGAGAAGUCCGACCUCGCCGUGCUGCUGAAGGACCUGGAGACGUCCUGCAGCGACAUCCGACAGUUCUGCAAGAAGAUUCGCCGCAGGAUGCCAGGAACAGACGCGCCGGGCAUCCCAGCGGCGCUUAACUUCGGACAACAGGUGUCAGACACCCUCUCAGACUGCAGGAAACACCUCACCUGGGUGGUGGCGGUGCUGCAGGAGGUGGCGGCAGCUGGAGCUCAGAUGAUGUCGCCUCUCGGUGAACAGGAGGGGCUGUCGGCCGUCAAACUGGAGGACGUGGCGUUCAAGGCCGGAGAGCAGAUUUAUGGAUCCCAGGGCGCCAACCCCUACGAGUAUCUGCGGCAGUCCUGUGGCAUCGUCAUAGCAACCAUGAACAAGAUGGCCACCGCCAUGCAGGAGGGAGAAUACGACUCAGAGAAACCUCAAAACAAGAACCCGCCGCCCGUGGACGUGCGAGCGGCGGCUCUUCGAGCUGAAAUCACUGAUGCUGAAGGUCUCGGCAUGAAGCUGGAGGACAGAGAGACGGUCAUCAAAGAGCUGAAGAAGUCUCUCAAGAUCAAGGGAGAGGAGCUGAGCGAGGCGAACGUCCGUCUCAGUCUGCUGGAGAAGAAGCUGGACAGUUCAUCCAAAGACGCAGACGAACGCGUCGAGAAGAUUCAGACUCGACUGGACGAAGCUCAGACUCUGCUGAAGAAGAAAGAGAAGGAGUUUGAGGAGACGAUGGACGCUCUGCAGGCCGACAUCGACCAGCUGGAGUCAGAGAAGGCCGAGCUGAAGCAGCGAAUCAACAGCCAGUCGAAGAUGACCAUCGACGGGCUGAGAGGAACCGGCCCGUCGGGAAUCGCUUCCAUCGUCACAGGAAUAGCAGGAGAGGAACAAAAAGCGAACAUGAUGCCCGGUGUCGGUUCCGGUUCGGGUGUCCAGGUGAUCGACUCUCCUCUGCUGACUCAGCAGAUUGAAGCUCAGAGACUCUGCAUCAAACACCUGAAGAACGAGAACAACAGACUGAAGGCUGAAAAGAUGCGCGCUCAGCUCGCCUCUCUGCCUCCUCUUCAUGUGACCAAACUUCCCUCCAGAGACGGAGGGCGUCCCGAAGUGCUCUCUAGCGCCCUCUACCGCAAGACCGACCAGCUGCUGGAGACUCUGCUGCAAAUGAGUGCCAACGUUAAGGUGGUGGACAUCACUGGGAAAUCUCCAGUGACACCUAGUGCUCAGCUCCUGGAACAGACGGCUAGAUUACAGUCUCUGAGCGACACUCUGGGCAGACUGAAGGAUGAAGUAGCGGAGCAUGUCGUCAACCAGCAACCCGGAGCUCGAGUCUCGUCUGAUUUUGCGACGUUCCCUUCGACCUCGUUUGUCAAAGCGAAGGAGGAGAAGCAGGGCGACUCGGUGCUGGUGGGUCGGGUCAUGGUGCCGUGUCCCCGCGGUCAGGAGCAGGUCCACCGACUCGUCCUGUCUCAGUUUCAGCUGCAGAGAGUUCACAGUCUGCUGCGGACCUAAAACUUCACCCCGCCCUGCGAUCCUGCCUGCUGCACCAACACAACAACACCCUCCAUCAUCAGCUUGGCAGCCUGGUUUCCACUCCAGGGCCAAAACCAGGAGGUUCACAUCACUAGUGGUGAGAUCACAACCUGCAGGAGAUGAGCUUUACCUUUGAGAAACGGGUUGGAGACCAGUCUGAUCUCGAGAUCACUUUGGAUUUUAGAUGUCUAACCGGUUCUGACGCUACCUUGUCUUCAUCUCAGCCAUUUUGAUUGAGAGCUACAAUUAGAGCUGAAAUGAUACGUUAAUUAAUCGAUUAGUUACUCUACAGAAGAAUAAUUGGAAACAAAAAAAUUGUUUUUUGUAAUGGAUUCAUUGUUUAAGUCAUUCACUGAGCACUGAAUCUUUAAUGUGAAUUUAAUGUCUUUGAGUUUUGGACUUUUGUCAAACAAAACAAAUCUAAAGAUGCCCAUUACGACUUUGGUAAAUUAUAAUUUAACAUUUUCUAAAAUUUGAUCAAAAACGAUGAAUUAAUUGUACAAUUGUUCAUUUCUAAACAUUUUAAAGCAAAAGCCAUCACAUCCAGCAUCGUAUUUAUUGAGUGCGUACCACUAAAGUGAUCAAACAUCCUGUAAAACCUCCACAGUAACAGAAGCGUCCACUAUCAGGCGUUCCACUGACUUUUCAACCCAACCUGGUUUUCGAUGAGACUGCUGAGCUCUCGACUACAAACCCUGCAUACUGUAACGUCUACGUUGUGUUUUAAGGCCAGAAAAAGAAGUAGAGAUACUUGCGACCGCACUGCUGCAUGCUGCCCGGAUACACUGAAUUAUUUUGUUGCGUAGAGUAUUUAUGAAGCUGCUCUUUGGCCCUGGUGUGGAACCUGCACACAAUGUGGUUUAUAUUAGGCCAGAACAUUGGAUGUUGCUCCAUGUUUCUAUGUUACACUAUUGGCGCUACUGUUAUUGUUACACAGGAGAAGAAGGAUCAUGGCUGUGUUGUACAUUUUUAAUCAGGUGUCACUGUUGUGUGCUCCAUUUUUUUUUUUUUUUUAUAUAUAACUUAACCGUCUAAAGGGAAAGAAGGAUUAUGUGAUUUAGAAAUUACACUGAAGAAAAACAAAUAAGUUUUGUCCAUUUAAAGUACAGUGGGCAUUUUACUGUGGUUUGAUCAAUGACAAUUUUUUGCACAUAUAACGAGUCCUGAGUGACAGGAGGAACCACAGAGGAGCACUAAAUCCUUCACAGUUGCUUUACUUGGCUGUAAGAACGUGUGGAGGAUUUACUGUUUGUGCUCUGUGGUCCGAUUGAAACCCUGUGGACUGCACAGAACCAGAGAAGCUGAUUAACCUCAAGGGAUUUACUGUGUAAAACUGGGAUACAAUUCUUUGGCUUUUGCUGAUUUUUUUUUUUUUUUUUUUUUUCAUGUUUAUUUAAAAAAAACACAGAAGAAAACAUUAUAUGGUUUUAAAUUAUUUAGUAUUUAUUACACUCGUGGUGUAAAAUUCCUGUAAAGUCGUUACCGUCUACUUUUACAUGCUGUUGGUAUAAAAUGACACACCGGUUUGUAUUGGUAAAGUUAUUGAACUACAAAAAAAAAAAAGAAACACCCAGAAACGACUGUAUUACCUUUUGUUCUGCUCAGAUUUCCUGAUGUUGUUUCAGACUUUGUCCGAGCCUUAAACCUGCAGAGAGCCUUGUGGUAAAGAGCGAUCACCUGCCUUAUUUUUCUUUAGACCAAACCUCGUUUAAAGCAAAACUACAUCUUUGCCAAAGAAUCUUCGUUUCUCUUUCACCACGUUUGCCAAUGGCUGAUUUUAAGAAAAAAAAAAGGCUUUUAGUUCAUUAAUCCGUGCUAAUUAUUUUAUUUAAUGAUUUGUUAGACUGUUUAUGUUUACACAGUAUUGUCAUGACUUGAAGUUUUAUGAUUAAUUUAAUUAACUGGGCAUAGUGCAUCUACUUUAACUGUAGUUAAAAAUGGGGAGAAUGCAGACAUUUGUUAUUUAUUCAUUGUGUUAUUUAUCUGUUCUCAGUGAGCAGCUGAUGUACUGAAAUCUGCAGCUUGUCUAAACUUGUCUUACCUUUUCCUCGUGUGGCUUCCUGCUCUUGCACAACCGAUAACUGAUCAAUAAAGUCAUUAAAGCCAGUG
Dicentrarchus labrax (European seabass) is the source of this 6074-nucleotide messenger RNA. It is a transcript of the gene dctn1b, whose product is annotated as dynactin 1b. The coding region runs from base 105 to 3944 and encodes 1279 amino acids. Gene Ontology annotation, cellular component: microtubule associated complex; axon; spindle pole. The record is from RefSeq and is a predicted model, not a curated record. NCBI's taxonomy places the organism in Eukaryota, Metazoa, Chordata, Actinopteri, Moronidae. The transcript is spliced from 31 exons. Gene Ontology annotation, biological process: nuclear migration; establishment of mitotic spindle orientation.